Paramecium octaurelia is the source of this 1197-nucleotide messenger RNA. The record is from the annotation of a GenBank genome assembly. NCBI's taxonomy places the organism in Eukaryota, Ciliophora, Oligohymenophorea, Peniculida, Parameciidae.
AUGGGAAAUUGUUUCAAUUAAGAGGAAACCAAUAAUUCCUCAUUAAAAAGAAUAACCAAAAUAGAGAGUAGAAUUAGUUAGUCUUUACAAGAUACAGAGGGAGGGAGAAUUAGUUUAAAAGAGUUUUUGAGCUAAGGAGUGAUUGGGAGGGUUUUAUUUAAUGUAAAUUUAAGGGUUAAUUUGGUAAAGUACUUAAAGUUAAAAUGAAACUCAACCAAAGAGAAUACGCUAUGAAGGUUAUCAAGAAAUAGGACAUCAUAAAAUAUGGACUAGUUGAAAAUACUAUGUUAGAAAAGAAAGUGUUAGAAUAUAGUAACAAUCCAUUUGUGAUCAAAUUAUAGUACUCUUUCUAAACUGAAAACAAACUAUACUUAGUCAUGGAGUAUUAUUAAGAAUUUAAAUAUAAGUUUAGUCAAUGGUGGCUAGUUGUUGAAGAUAAUAAAUAGAUAACCGCACAAGCGAUUAUCAUUGCAUCAAGCACAGUUUUGUACUGCAGAAGUAGUACUGGGUCUUGAAUAUUUGCAUGAUAAACUCAAAGUUAUUUAUAGAGAUUUGAAACCAGAAAACGUUUUAGUCACUGAUGAUGGCCAUCUAAAAUUAACCGAUUUUGGAUUGUCUAAAUAAUACGAAUCCGACAAUACGAAAUUCUUUACCGUACUUAAAUAAAAUCUUAUCGUUAGUUCAGAUCGCUGGUACUCCUGAGUAUCUGGCACCUGAAAUUAUAAGCAAUUCCGGCCAUAAUCACACUGUUGAUUUUUGGUGUUUAGGAAUCUUCAUUUAUGAAAUGCUGACUGGAAGAACGCCCUUUUAAGACCAAGCAAACAACACCAGAAAUGUUGAAAAAUAAAUCAUGGAAGGUGCUAUGGAAUUCCCAGACUAUUUAAAUGAAGAGGCUUAGGACAUUAUAUUAAAAUUGCUAAAGAAAAAUCCAGACUAGAGAUUGGGUAAUUUCAGAUAUUAAGUUAAGGUCACAAAUCCACCUAGGACAUAAAGGAUCAUGCUUUUUUCAGGGAUAUCAAUUGGGAUGACGUGGCUAAUCUUAAAACUAAAUCCCCACUUCUAGGAUUGAAUCCUACACCAAGUCAAAGUACUAUAGAGGUAGCAGCUCCUAAAAAGAUUCUUGAAACCCCUUAGUCUUAAGAAGCACAGACCGAAGAGAACUUUGAAGGCUUUUCUGUUAAUCAUGGAGAAUUUUGA